CAGACGGACUGGUCCCACGGUGUAAUUUGACCGUUGUCAUUUCUGCAGGUCAAGAAGGAAUGGAUGAUGACACACCAGAUGAGGUUAUUGCUGAGUUGAAGUCCAGGCCCAUUGGAGGAUGGGGUGUUGCUCAGAUAGCCGCUGGCACUGGGCUUGCUGUGUAUGCCAUGUGGGCAGGAAUCCUCCAGCCUGGCUUCCGAAAAGUCCCCUUGAAGCUACAGGUUCCCUACAUUCCUGCCAGCAGAGCCCAAGUACAAAAUGUGAUGACCCUUCUCAGAGGUCGACAGGGAGGUCUUGUGGAUUUAGGAUCUGGUGAUGGUCGUAUAGUCUUGGAAGCCCAUCAGCAUGGCUUCAUUCCUGCUGUCGGUUAUGAGCUCAACCCCUGGCUUGUUCGCCUGGCCCGAUUUUAUGCAUGGAGAGCAGGGCAUCAUGGAAAAGUAUCGUAUCGACGAGAAGACCUCUGGAAGGUGGACUUGACAAAAUGCAAGAAUGUCACUGUGUUUUUGGCUCCUAGUGUGCUUUCGUUGUUGCAGGAGAAGUUAGAGGCCGAGCUGCCUGAUGAUGCCUUAGUGGUGGCAGGCCGUUUUCCCUUUCCUGACUGGAAACCUUGCAUAAUUGAGGGACAUGGCGUGGACAGAGCUUGGGCAUACAGCGUGCAAGAACAAAGACAGCACACUGUCAACAAAAAUAACCUCACAGCCACAGAGUCUUUUACAGUGAACUAACCAAAGCCCUAUAUAUGUAUAUAUAUAUAUUUUUUUUGCUCUCCUACAAUUGUAACAUGGACUUUUAUUAAUUUGCUGCUUUUAUGACAUAAAUCACAUUCACUGAAAUGUGACAGAUUUUUUCAACAUCUGCAGCAGGAUAUUUCACACAUGCUGCUGUUGCUUUACUCCUCUGUGGCCCGGGGACUGUGUUCACAAACAGAGAGAGAAUCCUGUCAGAGAGCUUGAAUAAUGGUGUACUUAUAAAAACAAAGUAAUAUAAUUAAUUCAUAGUGUGAGUGUGAAUGGUUGCCUGUGUCUCUGUGUUAGCACUGCGACAGACUGGCUAAUUAUUAGUCAGUUAGUCAUCUAAGAAGGGAAGACUUUUAAAUAUUUAUCUGCUCUGGAGUUUGCAUUGCCACCCAUAUAAUAAAGAGCUGUAAGUAACGUUCUGUUUUUGAUACCAUUAAUUUAACUCUUUGUUGUAUGUGUAAUAUUUGACUUAAGAGAAGUGUUUCAAUCCCAGAAUGCAGCAGGCUUUUCUGAAGUAGCAAAAGUGUAAAUGCUCUGUGAAUGUAGAUUAAAGGUGCUUGGUGCUGGCAAAAAUGUUCUGUGUGUGCAAUGUGGCUUCAAGUAACUGAGCACAUGGUAUCCAAAGUGUCCAUGCAGUAACAACAGCACAGUUGUUGUACUAUAUGCAUUGCUGUAUUCUUGUAUGACACAGUAAGCUUUAUAAAUGUUAUCUACUGUAUGUAUACAUGCAUGCAUCUAUCCUGUGUUGUAAAUAAUCAUACAUUGCUCCGUU
Pundamilia nyererei is the source of this 1509-nucleotide messenger RNA. RefSeq names its product adenine nucleotide translocase lysine methyltransferase (gene antkmt). Lineage: Eukaryota; Metazoa; Chordata; Actinopteri; Cichliformes; Cichlidae. The transcript is spliced from 6 exons. Gene Ontology annotation, molecular function: protein-lysine N-methyltransferase activity. The coding region runs from base 60 to 725 and encodes 221 amino acids. Gene Ontology annotation, cellular component: mitochondrion. The record is from RefSeq and is a predicted model, not a curated record. Gene Ontology annotation, biological process: positive regulation of proton-transporting ATP synthase activity, rotational mechanism; regulation of mitochondrial ATP synthesis coupled proton transport; peptidyl-lysine trimethylation.